This is a messenger RNA of Oncorhynchus tshawytscha (Chinook salmon), 2299 nucleotides long. RefSeq lists its product as uncharacterized. NCBI's taxonomy places the organism in Eukaryota, Metazoa, Chordata, Actinopteri, Salmoniformes, Salmonidae. The record is from RefSeq and is a predicted model, not a curated record. The transcript is spliced from 6 exons. Bases 1472 to 2299 code for a protein of 275 amino acids.
UAUUUUGAUUUGGUUAACCCUUUUGGUAACUAUAUGAUUCCAUAACUGUUGUUUCAUAGUUGUAAUGUCUUCACUAUUAUUCUACAAUGUGGAAAAUAGUACAAAUAAAUAAAAACCCUUGAAGGAGUAGGUGUUCUAAAACGUUUGCCCUGUAGUGUAGGUAGACGGGAUGAGCAUCAUAUAAAAAAAGUUAAAAUUUAUUUUUAUUUUUUAAAAUAUGCCAGAUGGUUAAAUGCUGCUAUAGUGGUGGUGAACAUGCGACCGAAUUCCCGAAUUGCCCCAUUGGGGUGAAGGAGACAGAGGUGGCAAAGAUAAGGUAGUAACGUUGAAGAAACAAUUGUAGUUCGAUUAGAGACACCAGUGAAUGUUCCUCGCCAACAGAGAGAUCCUUACAUGAUGCAUGUUAAAAACGGUGACUUGCAAUGGUUAUAAACUGCACAGCGCAGCAAACAAAGAAAAUCUGAGAAAAUAGGGAUCAUUGAGUGCUGCUUAACGUUUUUUGGGACUCCGGUAUUUUACAGCAGAGACAUUACAAAUAAUCCUGUCGGUGAAUGUUCUGCUUUCAAACCCCGGAGCCUGUGUAAAGAUGUGAUUUGGACUAGGAUUGAAGGAGUCGGAUGGGUUUUUGAUUUAUUUAUCUUGUUGUAUGAUGUCGCCCCCUCCCUCCCUCCCAUUUGGUGGAUGCCAGAUGCAGCGAGAGGCUAGAGAGGCUCAGAAUCAGUCAUGAUGGUUCGUAUGCAGAGGAUGUAAAACAGAUUGGUGGGACUUCAGUGCGGAAUGAUGGAGCUUCCAAGGCUGCUCCUGUACUACAGUAAGUGGACUUGAUGUCGGGGCUGGUCCUGGCAUGAUUUCGAGACCUGUUCAGAAAUCUUGCGCUCAUGAAUGUUCUCUGUCAACGGACGUUUUGGCAUUGGAAAAAAAACAAUUAACCAAUUAAAGCUAUGAAUUUAAAACACGACUCCGGUUGUGGAAAGCAGAAAUGACAGGCUGAAUAUUAUUGUGGAUACGGCAAAAUAGUUGUGGUUAACAGAUGUUACUGUUGAAAUGGUUGUAGACAUGCUGAAUUAUUCUACGGGUGGAUUGUUUCAGCAUGAUAUAGAUAUAGUUUAAUGGCUUGGGAGGGUUAGUAGGCCAUUUUCCCCCCGUUAUUUUUUCUUAGUAGGGCAGAAUUAGGUUGACCAUGAUUGAUCGCACACUCCAGCACAGUAGGUGGCGGCAUGUACCUUAAACGUUUGUUUGCGGACCGCCAUGAUAUCAUAGACUAAGACGGACGGAAGUGAACAAUGACCAAGAACAAUUUCCACGUUAGCGUUUUUAUUGUUAAUAUUUAGAUGUGUAUUACCACCCUGGAACUCAAAAUAUGACUUAACUGCACAGCCUCACAUACUUAACCCAUGUAGUUUUUAAUUCGCGUUAGAACCCGGACUUGGUUGAUAGAUGUUGUCUAGAUAACGCUAGCUAGCUGCUAACAAUGGCUAACUCUAACGGUAUGGUUUUUCACACUCAAAUUGCCUCCAUCAUGGAGGUGCUAGCGAAUGCAGCCGUGGCAGAGAUCUGUAAACUCGUAGACGACGACUAUGCAGUGUUUCGUUUGGAAAUAACUCAAAGCCAGAAAGAAAACAGGUCAUUACGGAAGAAACUACUGGAACUGAAGGUGGCACGGGAGCGCGCAGAGAGGACAGCACGAGAGCGCGUCCUCGCCAGUCGUCCCAGUAGUGUCAAGAUCCUCGACCGAUACAGAGGAAUGGCAAGAGGUGAAGGACAUCUCACUGGAGGCCACAGGAGCUUUGUGAAGCCAGCAGGACACAAUACAUGGAGAGAUGACCAACCAAUCACUAUUGAUGACGGGAGUGGAACCUCAACCCAGCAAGUUAUUGUGAUAGAGUCUGCAGUUGCAGAGGCUGCAGGUCCUGGGGUCAAGCGGGAGAGCUCUGAAGGAGAGGAGGACCCAUGGCACAGUAAAGACAUCCAGACUAGAGUAGCUGGAGCGCCCCCUGUAGCCACAGAUGACCCCACCACUGCCCCAGCACAGCCCAGGACCCGAUGCAGCAUCACGGAGGAGGAGCAGGGUCCAGAGGUGCAUCUGGUGAAGGAUGAGGGUUGUGAGGAGGGUCUGGGGAACACUGAGGGGACCAUGGUCAUGGAGGACAACCAGACUUCACCUCCUGAAUCCACAGAGGAACCAGCUGAGCAGCACAGGACCACACACAGUCUCACUGAGUCAGUAGACAUGGAGGAUGGAAAGCCUGAUCUGCUGCUGGUCAAAGAACCUCAGACAAUGCCUGUGGCUCAACACUAA